This is a messenger RNA of Fusarium musae, 1542 nucleotides long. RefSeq lists its product as uncharacterized. The record is from RefSeq and is a predicted model, not a curated record. Bases 1 to 1542 code for a protein of 513 amino acids. Gene Ontology annotation, molecular function: N-acetyltransferase activity. The transcript has 2 exons. Lineage: Eukaryota; Fungi; Ascomycota; Sordariomycetes; Hypocreales; Nectriaceae.
AUGUCGCCAAAUAUGAUCGACCGCCUUCGUAGCAAGAAGAGCGCCAGGAGUCUGAAUGACAAGGACAAGGUCCUGAGGAAACUCAGCCCUGUUGAACACCUCCAAGCCGCUCAUUAUUCACUAGGAGCAAUCAUUGGCUGUGCUAUAUCAUGUCGUUAUCGAAUUCCGGAAGCAUUACUCACUUCGGGUGCUGCAUCGCUCCAGAAACUCGUCGAAAAUGCCUUCGCCCGUGCUAUUCUCCAGCAUCCGCUAUUCACAGUUGGACGAAUCAACGCGGACUCUAAGAAGCAACAUUGGGUGCGCCUCGAUCAGAUUGACUUGAAUAACCACAUAGAAUGGCGGACGGUCUCUGAUUUAGAAGCGUACGAAUCAGUUCUCCAUGCCACCCUGGAAUGGCAGGUUAAUGAGCCCUAUACGAAUCUCGAGACCCAACCUGGUUGGAGAGUAACUAUACUCAGACCAGUCGAGUCCAACUUUUUAGAUAUCGUCUUUGCUUGGGAACAUACCGCUGCAGAUGGAAAAAGCGGAAAGUUCUUCCAAGACAGUCUCUUCACUUGUCUCAACACACCAGACGACAGCGUGAUUCUCAAAGACCGCGUCUUCGAGGUGCCGAACACCGAACUCACGCCUCCCUUGCAUCACUUGAUCAAGCUACCCGUCUCUCUUCAUUUCAUCGUGGGUGAAUUCGGGAGGGAUAUUAUCGCUUCGAUGAAAGCGAAAGAACUCCCUCACAUGGCGACAUGGGCACCAAUAGCGACAGAACCUUCGACAACGAGGAUGGUGGUGACGAAAGUUGCGAAAAAGGCGCUAAAGCCUGUACUCGACGCGUGUCGCCAGCACGGCACGACCUUUACGGGGCUCAUGCACGCGCUCAUUGCAGUUUCAAUGGCGACGAGACUGGCGGAGAUCAAGGCUUCUGCGUUCUUAUGCGGUACGCCUGUCUGUCUACGACAGUUUCAGAAGCCGGGCCAUCCGAGCAUCGACAUGAACAAGACGGCGAUCAACAGCGUGGCAUACUGGCCAUUUACAUUCGAUGAGGAGCUCGUAGCCAACGUUCGAGAACAAAUCAACGAAGCCCAGACCAAGCCAAACAUGAGUGCAAACCUAGAAGCGACGGUCUGGUCAUGUGCGAAGGCGAUACGAGAAGGCAUAUCCGCCAAGCUGGACUUGGGCACUAAGAACGAUCACGUCGGACUAGCCAAGUUUGUAAAAGACUGGCAAUCGUUCGUCAAGGACCAUGGCAAAACGCGAUCGUAUUCAUGGGAGAUCAGCAAUAUUGGCGUUAUACAUGGAAAAGCUGAGGGUGAUAAGUGGGCUAUCGAGAGUGCGACAUUCACGCAGACUGCACCGACGUUUGGGUCGGCCUUGACGUUCAGUGUCAUCUCAACUCAGGGCGGGGAUUUGGUGGUAACGAAUACGUGGCAGGUUGGGGUUGUUGAGGAGGAUUUUGCUGUUGGUGUGAGCUCUGAUGUGGAGGGUUGGUUGAAUGAGUUGGGGAGGACUGGGAGUAUCAACUUUGGAGCAGUCGGGGUGGCGAGCUAG